Molecule: messenger RNA, 1836 nt
Organism: Neurospora tetrasperma FGSC 2508
Lineage: Eukaryota; Fungi; Ascomycota; Sordariomycetes; Sordariales; Sordariaceae
Exons: 3
Coding region: 125-1786 (553 amino acids)
Biological process (GO): carbohydrate transport; transmembrane transport
Cellular component (GO): membrane
Molecular function (GO): carbohydrate:proton symporter activity
Source: RefSeq, a predicted model, not a curated record
CAACAAGUAAUCUACCUCCCUUCAUCCCCUCUUUCCUCCUCUCGUCCCUUUUUCGCUUCUUCCCUUGACGACAACCAGACGACAAAAAGGGAAAUCAACAAAUACAAGAGUCACAACAAACACCAUGUCGUCCGCCCACGAGAAGGAGACGGCUCCUACAGCGGCCCACAUCGGGCUCGCUCACACCCAAGAUGUCGAACGCAUCGAAGCCCCCGUCACAUGGAAGGCCUACCUCAUCUGCGCCUUCGCUUCGUUCGGUGGUAUCUUCUUCGGUUAUGACUCCGGUUAUAUCAACGGCGUUCUUGGCUCGCAGAUCUUCAUCAAUGCCGUCGAAGGCACCAAUCCCAUCGUCAAGCAGCUUUCCGAAUCCCACCAGUCCCUCGUCGUCUCUAUCCUGUCCUGCGGUACCUUUUUCGGCGCCCUGAUUGCCGGUGACCUCGCCGACAUGAUGGGCCGCAAGUGGACCGUCAUUCUCGGCUGUCUCAUCUACUUGAUCGGUUGCGUGAUUCAGAUGAUCACUGGUCUUGGUGAUGCUCUCGGUGCUAUCGUUGCUGGCCGUCUUAUUGCUGGUAUCGGUGUGGGUUUCGAGUCCGCCGUCGUCAUUCUGUACAUGUCCGAGAUUUGCCCUCGCAAGGUCCGUGGUGCCUUGGUCGCCGGUUACCAAUUCUGCAUCACCAUCGGUCUCAUGCUUGCUUCUUGCGUCGUCUACGCAACUCAGGACAGGAAGGAUACCGGUGCUUACCGUAUUCCUAUCGCCAUCCAGUUCAUUUGGGCUCUCAUCCUUGCCGGUGGUCUUAUGUGCCUCCCCGACUCUCCUCGCUACUUCGUCAAGAAGGGUAACCUCGCCGCUGCUACCAACUCUCUGUCCCGUCUUCGUGGCCAGGACCCCAACUCCGAGUACAUCCAGGUCGAGCUUGCUGAGAUCGUCGCCAACGAGGAGUACGAGCGUCAGCUCAUUCCCUCCACCACCUGGUUCGGCUCCUGGGCCAACUGCUUCAAGGGUUCUCUCUGGAAGGCCAACUCCAACCUCCGCAAGACUAUUCUUGGAACCUCUCUUCAGAUGAUGCAGCAAUGGACCGGUGUCAACUUCAUCUUCUACUACUCCACCCCUUUCCUUAAGUCUACCGGCGCCAUCUCCAACACCUUCUUGAUCUCCAUGGUCUUCACCAUCAUCAACGUCUUCUCCACUCCCAUCUCCUUCUGGACCGUCGAGCGCUUCGGCCGCCGCACCAUCCUCUUCUGGGGUGCCCUCGGCAUGCUCAUCUGCCAGUUCCUCGUCGCCAUUAUCGGUGUCACCGUCGGCUUCAACAAGACCCACAUGGGCGCCAACGGCGAGUCCAUGGCCAACAAUGUCAGCGCCGUCAACGCCCAGAUCGCCUUCAUCGCCAUCUUCAUCUUCUUCUUCGCCUCCACCUGGGGUCCUGGUGCUUGGAUCUUGAUCGGCGAGAUCUUCCCUCUCCCCAUCCGCUCGCGCGGUGUUGGUCUGUCCACCGCCUCCAACUGGCUCUGGAACACCAUCAUCGCCGUCAUCACCCCUUACAUGGUCGGCGAGAAGCGCGGAGACCUCAAGUCGUCCGUCUUCUUCGUCUGGGGCGGUCUUUGCACCUGCGCCUUCGUCUACACUUACUUCCUCGUGCCUGAGACCAAGGGACUCUCGCUCGAGCAGGUCGACAAGAUGAUGGAGGAGACGACCCCCAGGACUUCGGCCAAGUGGAAGCCUAGCACCACCUUUGCCCACGCGGCUGAGGAUGGUAUGCUCAACGUACCUGCUGAGAAGCAGGUUUAAGCUAUGAGCUGAGCGUUGACACUACCGAAAGAAAAAAGAGAAAUAGAAAA